AUGGCUGAAAAGGACGAGGCUCCUUUAUUGGUGAAAUAUGAACUCGAAGAAGUAUCGCUGUCAGCACUACUCUGUAUUCUGAAACAAUCGUAUGUGGACACCCGUUCGGUGAUUCGAAGGGAACCUCAUGUGGCUUUGCUGAUACAGAUUCUUAACGACACGGCGGUCUACAGAGCGAUCUGUACUGUGCUCCUAGAAGAUGUAAAUGUCCAAGAGCUUGUAUCACCAUCUUCUCGCAGAACGUCAGCACCCGCUCUGCCAGCCAUCCAGCUGAUUUCAAUUGCUGCAUCGCGCUAUGCAGUGCUUCGAGCGUCGAUUCGAGGUACUGAUUCGGAUAUUAUGCUGGCCCCAUUGCAAACACUGCUACUGACACCACUUCAACCAUCUGGUGUUAACAUACUGGACAUUGUGUUGCUAUACAUUGAGCAGGCAGAUGAGCUGCCAUGUCACGCUCUCUACGCUGGACGAAUUCUCCGUGAAAUAUGUGCCAUUCGACCGUCACUUCAGUCUCAAAUGGUUGAGCUACUGAGAGCGCGGAAAUCAGUAGCACGUUAUGCUCGUGCGAUACGUAGUGUUCUGAAUCCGGGCACUAUCCGGUACAGAAUUUCGGAUAUGGUGGCUCCAGAUUCUGUGGAGACUGAUCCAGCCGGAAAUAAUCUCUGCUUCUUGCUGUUUGGCUUCAAGCCAUUCGCCGAUAGUACCGGCCCAUUAUAUGAGAUUGAAUCGCAACCCACCGGAUUUCAUCAAGUGCUGUCCGUCCUGGAGCAGUUUAUUGGUGCUAAGAGAUCCUUUCCAACUUCAGUUCUCAUCGCUCAUUGA
This is a messenger RNA of Cooperia oncophora, 819 nucleotides long. Lineage: Eukaryota; Metazoa; Nematoda; Chromadorea; Rhabditida; Trichostrongylidae. The record is from the annotation of a GenBank genome assembly.